AUGUCUGCAUCCAAAGCAUCAGCUAUUAAUACUCAAGAUCUUAUGAAUAGAAUCUUGCAGCUUGAACAGAUUACUGAAAAACAUAGAGAGCAGAACCACAAAUUGAAAAACUAUAAUAAGCAGCUUGAGGCUCAGGUCAUGGCUAUUUUAUUCACUGGACAACAGAAAAAGAAAGAUAAAGUUAAAGUUAAUUCACUGGAAUUCUUCAAGAGUAAACAAGAAAAAUUACAAGCUUUCUUGAGACAACUGCAUAUUUACAUGAAUAUGAAAGGCAAACAACUCAGUAAUAAUAAAGACAAGAUAAUAAUAGCAGCAUUAUAUCUUCACAGAGCAGUAUUUGAUUGGUUUUACAUCUAUCUGUGGAAUUAUUAUAAAAGAGAUGAAGUCAAUCAGGACAACAAUAUACUUAAGAUUAUUGACAGUUAUAAUAUCUUUAUUCAGACAUUGAAAAUCACUUUUGAAGAAGUUGAAGAACAAAACAUAGCAGCCCAGCAGUUAUAUUACAUACAACAAAAGAUAUCACCACAAGAAUAUGCUAUAAGAUUCCAGCAAAUCUGUGUCAACACUGAUUAG
This is a messenger RNA of Coccidioides immitis RS, 573 nucleotides long. RefSeq lists its product as uncharacterized. Lineage: Eukaryota; Fungi; Ascomycota; Eurotiomycetes; Onygenales; Onygenaceae. The transcript has a single exon. The record is from RefSeq and is a predicted model, not a curated record. Bases 1 to 573 code for a protein of 190 amino acids.